AUGAGCCACUCCCGUAGAGGCUAUGGACACUCGCAUCAUGAUAUGGUUGAGGUUGAUUUCGCUGCUUUCUCCCUCGGAAGGAUCGUCCCAUUCAGAGAUCUGGACACAGUGCAAGGAAGGCUAGAAUCGUUCCAGCUCAAGUGGAGGAUCUCGCCAUCUACAUCAGCUUCCUUCCCCAAGGAACGUCUCUAUCCCCUGUCAGAGAAGGAUCUUGCUGAAGCUGGCUUCUACUACUGCCCAGAUGCCGAGCAUGUCGACCGCUGCGUGUGCUUCAGCUGCAACAGAGCUCUGUACAGCUGGGACAAGCAUGAUAACCCAAUGUAUGAGCAUUGCCGUUGCAACGCAGAGUGUCCGUUCGUCAAGGCCAUCGCAGACGACAACCUCAAUGAAAGCUUCAGCAGCCUUGACGAUGCGCUGCAGAGGGAGAUGGACGUGAAGGGCAAAGACAGGAAAGGAGGGAACGAAGGGCCUGCGGUGGAAGCAAAAGAUGCAGGCAUGUUACCAGAGGACGCGCUGAUUGACCAUCUUCUCAUCUGCAUCCACGGAGUUGCUGUGAAGGAGAACGUGCAGAACGAGUACCUGCAGACGAUGAGGAAGAACAGCGAACAGAUGGCGAGGAAACACCUUGAGGAGAGGCCGAUGACGAUGGCCGUGGAUGUGAUAGACUGGCACAGGAUCGUUCCAAGGGUUCCGAAGGAGAUCUUGUCGCAGAUCAUGCUCGGCACUGUCCGCGCUCUGCGUGACAUGGCAUGCGAGUCAACAUACGACACUCUCUACUACACCAGCCCACUGUACAAGUACAAAAUCUUGGAUGCGGUGGCCAACCUUUUGAAUAUUAAGUACAAGGAGUAUGUGGCCAAGUAUCCCAAGUUUAGCGGGAAAGUUUCUCUCUUCUGCCACUCCCUCGGUUCGCUCAUCGCCUUCGACCUCCUAGCCAAUCAGGUGGAGCAGACCGAGCAGGAGGGGGAGGGGGGAGACUUCCAGGGCCAAGGAGGAGAGGGGCUCGGAGAGGAGUGCGGAGCGGGUGACCUUGAGGAGUCGUGGCGUUGGCCGAAGCUGGACUUCAAGGUUGACAACCUGUUUGCGGUGGGUUCGCCGAUCGCCAUGUUCCUGACUGUCAGGGGGGACAUCCUAUCGGAGUCAUGGCCCAAAGGAGCCACUGAGUUCUCUCUGCCAGGAGGAGCGAAAUUCUUCAACAUCUUCCAUCCUACGGAUCCUAUCGCCUACAGGUUUGAGCCGCUGCUAGACGAAGAAUACGGCAAGUUCCCUCCCGCCGCCUUGCCAGCAAGAUCCUUGUCCAUGCGGGAACAGCCGUUCUUGGAUCAGGCACAGGAGACAGCUACUCGCAAUACGUCUCAUCCUUGA
Molecule: messenger RNA, 1365 nt
Organism: Guillardia theta CCMP2712
Lineage: Eukaryota; Cryptophyceae; Pyrenomonadales; Geminigeraceae
Exons: 3
Coding region: 1-1365 (454 amino acids)
Molecular function (GO): metal ion binding
Source: RefSeq, a predicted model, not a curated record